Anopheles coustani is the source of this 2510-nucleotide messenger RNA. RefSeq names its product cyclin-dependent kinase 12-like. Gene Ontology annotation, cellular component: cyclin/CDK positive transcription elongation factor complex; nucleus. The record is from RefSeq and is a predicted model, not a curated record. Lineage: Eukaryota; Metazoa; Arthropoda; Insecta; Diptera; Culicidae. Gene Ontology annotation, molecular function: ATP binding; RNA polymerase II CTD heptapeptide repeat kinase activity; cyclin binding. The coding region runs from base 98 to 1690 and encodes 530 amino acids. The transcript is spliced from 4 exons. Gene Ontology annotation, biological process: protein phosphorylation; positive regulation of transcription elongation by RNA polymerase II; transcription elongation by RNA polymerase II.
UCAAAAGUCAGGUUCGUCCGUCCCGUCAAAUAACCAUGUUAACUGUAAAAGAAACAAAGGCGUCAGAACGUUGCGAUCUGCGCUGCUUACGCUACCUAUGCCUCCGAUAUUGUCAGGAUCGAAGGAUUGGAGCAGUGAAGUUGAUUUCGAUUCAUCCAGCAAUACGUUUAGGGAGAAAUUUUGUUCGUCUGAUCCUUCAAAUAACAAUAAUUACUGUAACAAUCUACCUAUGCCACCAAUUUUGACUGGAACGAAUUAUCGAAACAGUGAUGAAGAUUUCGACUUAUUGAUCGAUCUUCCAGAUCAAAAGUCAGGUUCAUCGGUCCCUUCAAAUAACCAUGUUAAUUGCAAAAGAAAAAAAGCUGCGCUGCUUAAGCUACCUAUGCCUCCGAUAUUGUCAGGAUCGAAGGAUUGGAGUAGUGAAGAUGAUUUCGAAUCAUCCAGCAAUACUUUUAGGGAGAAGUUUUCUUCGUCUGAUCCUUCAAAUAACAAUAAUAACGGUAACAGAGUCAAACGGUACCGGACCAGGGCCACAUUUCAACAACAUUUGCGAGUCUCAAGCACGCUACCGGCUCGGAAACUGAUUCCAGCUCGACAUCAUACGCGCAGUAUCACCUGCCCGAUAUCUGCAUCAGGUGCCACGACAUGGGGGGUACGAUUCAUUGAGAGUUUUCAAUUGUUGGAAAAGAUUGGUGAAGGAUCAUACGGUCAGGUGUACAAAGCUAAAGACCAGCAAACCAACGAGCUUGUCGCACUAAAAAAAGUGCACACGGAGCAUGAAAAAGAAGGAUUUCCGAUAGCAGCAGUGCGAGAGAUAAAAAUUUUACGUCAGCUCAGCCACAAGAACAUAGUCAACCUGCGGGAAAUAGUCACCGACAAGCAGGAUCCUCUGGAGUUCCGCAAAGACAAGGGCUCGUUCUACCUGGCAUUUGAGUACAUGGAUCACGAUCUGAUGGGUUUGCUCAGCUCCGGUAUGGUGGAUUUCAACGAACAAAACCACGCCAGCAUCAUGCGCCAGCUGCUGGACGGAUUGAACUAUUGCCACAAGAAGAAUUUCUUACACCGCGACAUUAAGUGUUCCAACAUUCUUAUGAACAACAGGGGUGAGGUAAAGCUUGCCGAUUUUGGUCUAGCGCGAUUGUACAACGCCGAUAACCGAGAACGACCAUACACGAACAAAGUCAGCACACUGUGGUAUCGACCCCCGGAAUUGCUGCUAGGCGAGGAACGCUAUGGUCCAGCGAUCGAUGUUUGGAGCUGUGGGUGCAUUCUCGGCGAACUCUUCCUGAAGAAACCGCUUUUCCAGGCGAACCAGGAACCGGACCAGCUGGAGCUGAUUUCUCGACUCUGCGGUACACCAACGCCGGCGGUUUGGCCCAACGUGAUUAAGCUGCCACUGUUUAACACACUCAAGUCAAAAAAAAUAUAUCGCCGAAAGUUGCGAGAAGGCUUCAUAUUCAUGCCCACUCCUGCUCUCGACUUGCUCGACAGUAUGUUGGUGCUGGAUCCCGACCGCCGAAUCACCGUAGAGAAUGCGCUCCACUCGAGCUGGCUAAAAAAUAUCAAACCAGAAGAAUUACCGUUACCGCAGCUACCAAGAGGGCAGGAUUGCCAUGAACUUUGGAGUAUAAAACGAUGGAGACAACUUCGUGAGCAGCAGGAAUCGGCAAAAAAACAAACUCUCUUCUAGUAGCACCAUCAAUAAAUUGCUAGGCAUUGUAGGCGCUGCCAGCUUGAAUAUGAUUCAGUACUCGCUAGUAUCUCACCGGUUAGACAGUAUAAAUAAUUGAAAGGUAAACGUGAUGCUCAGAAGACAGAAAGCCAUGAUCUAUACCAUGGGCUGAUUGAGACGCGUUGUAACAUGGAUAGGUUUUACAGAGCAAGGAAGCAAGUGUUUUGUAUUACUGUUGUAUUACACACGAGAUGUGUUUUAUGCUUUAAGGCAAAACAGCUAAAUAAAAAAGGAAAACAAUACCGCCAUCUUAUUAGGGUAGUGGUGUUAAACACCAUCGUUACGAGUAAUUUGCCGAUUAAUUAUCAUUGAUCAACCAAUUAAAAUAUGAGUGAGGCAUGCAUAUAAAACGAGACGAUGAAAUGUAGUAUUUUGUUAAUCCUAUGCGCUGUUGGUUUGUAGACGAUUUAGCUCUUAGAGAUAUUUUUUCCCAUGAAAUAGUGUUCUAGUUCUGUUAGACAGAAGCUUUUUUGUAUUUGAAAGAUGAGUGACGCCGAAUAAUUAUAAUAACAUAACCAAACGUCACACACCGGUGUUUUAUUUUAAAUUAAAUACUUACGUACCUAUAUGUAAAAUUCAGGAUCAAUGAGGCUAAAUAGUAAUUGACCAAUUGUCACAUACUGUUUGUUGUUGUCAAUUGUUGCGUGUAGAAUUCAGGGUUUUCAUUUAGUUGUUCGUAAAUAUUAGGAUCUAUGAGCUAAAAUAAUACGCAAAAACUAUUUUUGGAAACAAUUUUGCUCAUUUUCAGCAACGUAAAACGUUCGGUUUGAUUGUCUAU